UUACUAACCGUGGGCUGUUUCCUUUGCGCCUUUUUUAAUUUAUUCGCAGUACGGUUUAAUCUAUUGUUUAUUUAUUUUUUUCUUUUCAGUAAAAUCAAGAAAUGGAUUGUUUGAAUGUAACACAAAUUUUGCAAAAUUCUCCAAGAAAAAUACGAGGACAGAUCCAGGUCAUUUUUGGACCUAUGUUUUCGGGGAAGAGCACGGAGCUGAUGCGCCGCGUACGCCGUUUUCAGAUUGCACAGUACCGCUGUCUUGUGAUCAAGUACGCCAAGGACACUCGUUAUUCCGACAAAGGGAUGGCCACUCACGACAAAAAUACGAUGGAGGCUGUUCCUGCUAAUCGAUUAAAGGACGUGCAGUCAUUGGCAGUACAGGCGUCUGUCAUUGGCAUUGAUGAAGGGCAGUUUUUCCCAGACACUGUGGAAUUCUGUGAGGAGAUGGCUAACAUGGGAAAGACCAUCAUCGUGGCCGCGCUGGACGGCACCUUUCAGAGGAAGCCGUUCGGGGACAUCCUGAGCCUGGUUCCGCUGGCGGAGAGCGUGGUGAAGCUGAACGCCGUCUGCAUGCAGUGCUUCAAGGAGGCAGCGUACACCAAGAGGCUGGGGGAGGAGAGGGAGGUGGAAGUCAUAGGUGGCGCUGACAAGUACAAUGCAGUGUGCAGGGCCUGCUACGGAGGCCUGCUUGCCGAGAAGGAGAACAGCGCCCCCCGGAGGGAGGACACUCCACACAGCCUGCCCACAAAGCAGCCUGACUUUGGUGCUUCUCGCAGGUUUCUGGGGACACUUCAGCUCUGAGGAGAUGCUCGACCGAGCAUGCUCAGAGAGUCACUACAGUAUGCUGACUGAUCAAGUCAAUGAAGGAGAUCAAAGACCUAAAACCUGAACUUGUGCAGAGAGUAUUAGCAUGAACUGAGACUUUUAAUAAUACAAAUGUAUUUCAUGUACCUUUUAAAACGGGUAUCUUUUUUUACUAGCCGGAAUUGAUAGGUGAAAAUCUGAAAGUUAAGAUGUGGUUCUGUUCAUGGUUUUUGUUACCUGUUAACUCCACAGUGUGAUUUGGAAAAAUUCUAUGUUUUCUGUCACUUAAUGUCUCUAAGCCGCGUUUGGCAUUAUUUAUAUAUCCGGAGACAGAAGUAAACACUUCGUGUCCAGUAAUAAGUAAAAAUCCAGACUAAGAUUUUGUUUCAGCUAACCAGUUGAGCAUAAAGAGUCACGGUCAGCUGGUUGGUUGAACUGUGAGGGAUAAGAAUCUACACGGACAAAGAUUUUACUUUUCUACUUGCUUGGGUGUCUGUAGAAUCCUGUUUUUUAAUUAUUAAAAGCUUUUAAUUGAA
Brienomyrus brachyistius is the source of this 1333-nucleotide messenger RNA. RefSeq names its product thymidine kinase, cytosolic-like. The transcript is spliced from 7 exons. NCBI's taxonomy places the organism in Eukaryota, Metazoa, Chordata, Actinopteri, Osteoglossiformes, Mormyridae. Gene Ontology annotation, biological process: thymidine metabolic process. Gene Ontology annotation, molecular function: thymidine kinase activity; ATP binding. The record is from RefSeq and is a predicted model, not a curated record. Bases 102 to 794 code for a protein of 230 amino acids.